Messenger RNA from Chiroxiphia lanceolata (lance-tailed manakin), 2594 nucleotides. RefSeq names its product serine active site containing 1 (gene SERAC1). The record is from RefSeq and is a predicted model, not a curated record. Bases 168 to 2147 code for a protein of 659 amino acids. Lineage: Eukaryota; Metazoa; Chordata; Aves; Passeriformes; Pipridae. The transcript has 17 exons.
AAUGUCAGUGUCUGCUUACUGUAUAUUUUGCUACAGACAAAUAGGAACCUCAGGUUCAGCCACGAAAACACACCUACCCUGGAAUAUCAGAAGCAUUGCAUUUUUUUUCUUUUUCAAACUUCUCUGCCAGUUAUUUCUUCAACAUGUAGCUGCUGCCUCUUGUCUGCAUGCCAAAUUCUUAUGGUCUCACAAAGACGGAAGCUGGUAGCAGUGGUUGUGGGGCAAAUCUCCCAAUUCAUGCUGAGGAAAAGAAAUUAUUCAUGAUAGGAAAAAUUGGAAAGGUAACCGGAUCGCUUAUACUAGGAGGUUUUGUAUUCAUUACGUAUGAAGUCCUGUCCUUAAAUAAGUUGCUGCAAAUUGAUACUCAAGCUCUACAUCAAGAAAAACUUAAAUCAUAUGUAUACGUACGUACAGCUUCUCUAAAUCCAAGUGAAUAUCAAGGGAUCACAUACAAAGCCAGAAAAGAAAUCCAUAAAGCAGUGAGGAAAAUUCUAGAAACUGAAGCUAAAAUAUUCCGGAGACCUUUUAACGAACAAUUCAGUACAUUUGAUGGAGAAGAGCAUGAGUGUGCCUUAUGGCUUCUCUUAAAGAGAACUCAGUCAGAAGACAAAAUGGUCCGACUGCAGGCUGUACAAGACCUGGCAAGCAACAAUCACUGGCGUGAUUAUCAAUAUGGUACGGUUGCUCAAACCUGUGAUCAAAGGACUGCUGUCGGUUUGGCUCGAUCCAAAGGUAUUGACCUUCGCUUUUUCCUGCCUCCACCACCAUUGCCAAAAAUAAAGACUGAUUAUCCCAUAGAAGAUGAACUUCGCUUGUUGUUAGUAUCUUUACCUCAGACUGGUCUUGAUCCAUGUGUCCAGUAUUUCACAUCUCUUGCUUUACGUGAAAGUAGCCAAACUCUUGCUGCACAAAGGGGAGGCUUAUGGUGUUUUGGAGGAAACGGACUUCCGUAUUGUGAGACAUUGAGUAAAAUCCCUUCAGAAACAGUGGAACUCUUUUGCUUGCAGGCUUUAGUACAGCAUUCUAAGAUUUCUUCUCACUGUGAUAAAAUUGAAGCUAAAGGAGGCCUUCAGCUACUACAGAGGAUAUACCAGCUACGUAAAGAUUCAGCAAAGAUACAGAGGAACAUAAUUCGCAUUAUUGGAAAUAUGGCUUUGAAUGAACAUCUUCAUUCGUCCAUAGUACGUGCAGGUUGGGUUUCUGUACUUGCUGAAGUAAUGAAAUCCCCACAUAUCAUUCAGUCUUCUCAUGCAUCCAGAGCUUUGGCUAAUCUAGACAGGGACACGGUGGAAGAAAAAUAUCCAGAUGGCGUUUAUGUCUUACAUCCACAGUAUCGUAGCAGUCAGCCCAUCAGAGCAGACAUCCUUUUUGUUCACGGUCUUUUGGGAGCAGCAUUUAAAACCUGGCGACAGCAAGACAUUGACAGGCAUUUGGAUAAAAAGGUCUCAGAAGGCGAGGAGGACUAUAGUCAGUGCUGGCCAAAGACAUGGCUGGCUUCAGACUGUCCUUCCCUUAGAAUCCUGUCUGUAGAAUAUGACACCCAUUUGAGUGACUGGAAAGCAAAAUGUCCUGUUGAGGCUCACAGGAAAUCUAUUGCUUACAGGAGCAGUGAGCUGCUUGACAAGCUCAAAGCUGCUGGGAUUGGAGACAGACCUCUGGUGUGGGUAUCUCAUAGCAUGGGUGGUCUUCUAGUCAAAAAGAUGCUGGUGGAUGCUUCCAAGAAUCCAGAAAUGGAUAAAAUUGUAAACAACACCAGAGGAAUCAUAUUUUAUAGUGUACCUCACCAUGGUUCCCAGCUGGCUGAAUAUUCUAUAAAUGCCAGAUAUCUUCUCUUUCCGUCUGUGGAGGUUAAAGAACUCAGCAAGGAUUCUCCUGCACUUAAAGAGCUGAAUGAUGACUUCUUGUCUUUUGCCAAAGACAAGAAAUUUUCAGUGCUGAGUUUUGCAGAAACCUUACCCACGCACAUAGGCAGCAUGUUAAAACUGCAUGUCGUACCUUUGGAAUCAGCAGACUUAGGAAUUGGAGACCUUAUUCCAGUGGAUGUUAAUCAUCUAAAUAUUUGUAAGCCAAAGAAGAAGGAUGCUUUCCUGUACCAACGUACACUGAAGUUCAUUCAGGAUGUUUUAGCCCAAGAACUUAGAGAUUGAGUAUUUGCUAUCCUUGGCUAUUUGUGCCCUCCAUUUGGUGUGACACAGAAAGUUCUUAUUUGUUAGGGGAUCUGCAGAACUACACGAGUGCUAUGUCAAUAGUAUCUGCAGCUGAAUAAUUUUCAGUACAUCUCCAACUUAGACACCUCUGCAAUUUAUUUCUAAAAUACAUUCAAAACAAAUACAGACCUGGCAAAAAGAAAAUGUGUGCCCAGGAUAUCUUCUUUUGCCAAAAAGACACAAGCUUGCUUUGGAGACAGGUAAAUAUAUAUCUGGGACAAAGUCUUAGAGAGAGGAUUAGAAACAAUUAACUGAGGUGAUUAUUUAUUGUGACAAAAAGGCAAAGAAGCUGCCGCAAAGUGUUGGUUUACUGUCCAUGCUAAGUAGUCUGACUGGAACCUGGAGAAACAAUAUCCAAAUAAAUGAAGGUAGCAUUUUUGUCUAGUG